AUGGACGAGGAAGUUUCAAGUGACGAAUCGAUCAAUUGUGAAGAUGUCCGAAUUGAAUACGAAUCAACGGAAGACAAAAAGCCCGACUCUAGUACAGUAAUUAGUAAACCAAAACGUGUAGUCGAAGUGCGUGCGAGCAAAGGACGAAUGCUUCGCUAUCUGCGGCUCCCGAAGGCAGUGGAUUUCAUGUCACCGGAUCCGACGGAAUAUUUUUCCGAAGUACAAAGACAAAAUUUGUUCACCCAACUGAAGUCGCAUAAAGAUUAA
This is a messenger RNA of Echinostoma caproni, 267 nucleotides long. NCBI's taxonomy places the organism in Eukaryota, Metazoa, Platyhelminthes, Trematoda, Plagiorchiida, Echinostomatidae. The record is from the annotation of a GenBank genome assembly.